Messenger RNA from Equus caballus (horse), 8117 nucleotides. It is a transcript of the gene TFDP2, whose product is annotated as transcription factor Dp-2. Lineage: Eukaryota; Metazoa; Chordata; Mammalia; Perissodactyla; Equidae. Gene Ontology annotation, molecular function: RNA polymerase II transcription regulatory region sequence-specific DNA binding; DNA-binding transcription factor activity, RNA polymerase II-specific. Gene Ontology annotation, cellular component: transcription regulator complex; nucleus. The record is from RefSeq and is a predicted model, not a curated record. Gene Ontology annotation, biological process: regulation of transcription by RNA polymerase II; regulation of cell cycle.
GGAAGCGGGGCCGCGGCUGGGCCGGGUGAGGGCGGACGAAGCUGCUGCGCGCUCGGCUGCAGCCGCCCCGCCGCAGCUCGGCACGCGGGCGCGCCCUGACCCUUCCUCCCUGGCCAGGCCCGCGGUGCGGACCGUUCGGCGUCCGGGGGCCGCGAACUCCACGGCCUCGACUGGGCAGGCCGCCGAUCUCCCGCCCCUGGCCCGAGUGCGAGUCCGCCGGGACCCGGCCGCCGCCGAGCGCGGGCGCCACGGGAGCGGCGGCGCCGAGGACGCGCCCCGGGCUCGGAAGCACAGCCCUGCGCGGCCGCCUCGUCCUCUGCAGCCGAGCGGCGGAUGAUCUUUUAAAGAAUUAUUGAAGAGGAAAUUUUUUUAUUUUUGUGUUUUGUUUGUUUUUUAAUGGCUUUUCAGAAUUUUAAAACGAAUACAAUUUGACAUGACGGCAAAAAAUGUUGGUUUGAGUUCCACAAAUGCAGAACUAAGAGGAUUUAUAGAUCAGAAUCUCAGUCCAACAAAAGUUAUAAAUUUGAAGAUAUGUUCUCAUGUGAAAAUCCUUCCGGACACAUUUAAAUUUUUUGGCAAAACAAGUAACAUUUCAUUUGUUGCGUUUCCAGUUUCCAGCACCAACUCACCAACAAAGAUUUUACCAAAAACCUUAGGACCAAUAAAUGUGAAUGUUGGACCCCAAAUGAUUAUAAGUACACCACAGAGGCUAACCAGUUCAGGAAGUGUUCUGAUUGGGAGUCCAUACACCCCUGCACCAGCAAUGGUUACUCAGACACACAUAGCAGAAGCUGCUGGCUGGGUCCCAGGUGAUAGGAAACGGGCUAGAGAAUUUAUAGACUCUGAUUUUUCAGAAAGUAAAAGAAGCAAGAAAGGAGAUAAAAAUGGAAAAGGCUUGAGACAUUUUUCAAUGAAAGUGUGUGAGAAAGUUCAGCGGAAAGGUACAACGUCAUAUAAUGAAGUAGCUGAUGAGCUGGUAUCGGAGUUCACCAAUUCGAAUAACCAUUUGGCAGCUGAUUCGCAGGCUUAUGACCAGAAGAACAUUAGGCGAAGAGUUUAUGAUGCUUUAAAUGUGCUAAUGGCAAUGAACAUAAUUUCAAAGGAAAAAAAGGAAAUUAAGUGGAUUGGCCUGCCCACGAAUUCUGCUCAGGAAUGUCAAAACCUGGAGAUAGAGAAGCAGAGGCGGAUAGAACGGAUAAAGCAGAAACGGGCCCAGCUGCAAGAACUUCUCCUGCAGCAAAUCGCUUUCAAAAACCUGGUGCAGAGAAAUCGGCAAAAUGAACAGCAGAACCAGGGCCCUCCAGCUCUGAACUCCACCAUUCAGCUGCCAUUUAUAAUCAUCAACACAAGCAGGAAAACAGUCAUAGAUUGCAGCAUCUCCAGUGACAAGUUUGAAUAUCUUUUCAAUUUUGACAACACCUUUGAGAUCCAUGAUGACAUAGAGGUCCUGAAGCGGAUGGGGAUGUCCUUCGGGCUGGAGUCAGGCAAAUGCUCUCUGGAGGAUCUGAAACUGGCUAAGUCACUGGUGCCAAAGGCUUUAGAAGGUUACGUCACAGAUAUCUCCACAGGACCCGCCUGGUUAAAUCAGGGACUACUCUUGAACUCUACCCAGUCAGUUUCAAAUUUAGACCUGACCACUGGUGCCACCUUGUCCCAAUCAAGUGUAAACCAAGGGUUGUGCUUGGAUGCUGAAGUGGCCUUAGCAACGGGGCAGUUCCUUGCCCCAAACAGUCACCAGUCCAGCAGUGCGGCCUCUCACUGCUCUGAGUCGCGAGGUGAGACCCCCUGUUCGUUCAACGACGAAGACGAGGAAGAUGACGAGGAGGAUUCCUCCUCCCCAGAAUAAAGACAGGAGAAAACCCACGUUUUAGUAUUUGAUGCUCAUGUGUGUUUGUAGUGUGAGCUCUUGUUUUUGAAAUGACUGCUUCAGUCCUUGCCUCUGUUUGCGCUGUGUGUUCAGUGAAAACUAGGGAAACACAAUAAGCAAAUCACACGAAGGCUGAGAUGAUAGAGGUGGAAGUUAACGUAGUGUGAAUGGGAACUCUGAACAACAGAGCGUGCGAUCACACCACGGACGAGGUGUGUUUUCUGAGGGGAUGGAGGGAAUAGUCCCUGAAGAACUGGCAGCGUGAAUGAAGCUCAGUUCUCUCCCUGAGGCGGGAUCUGUGUGUUGCCCCACGUGUCACCCUCUGUAGGAUUCCGAUUGCUACAGCGGACACUUCCUGAUGGGCUGCUCCCUCGCGUUUCUCUCCCUUGCCUGGCUGCCUUUUAUGAGGCCGAGGGGAACCUGGGAAGUUCCUAGUGGGGAGAGUUGUACAGUGAGGGGUGUAGAUGGCAGUCCUUCUGGCCUAAGGAGCGCAGAUUAAACUGCUGAACUAGUUGAAAGUCUAGUUGAGGUGCUUUACGCAUCAGCUGCCUUAGACGGCUUCUAGAAAGGAGCGAGCGCUACUUCUUAAGUACUUAAGUGACAUUUAGAAUAAUUUAUAGUAAAACUGAAAUGAUCAUUAUUAGCCAAUGCAGUGGUGCAUAGAAUUUUCUAGGGCUACGUAUGGAAGCCAAAAUAGAAUAGCAUUUCCAUGUGCAUUAAAUACUUUGCCAGCACUGCCUUUCGCCAGCAUUCUAAAUCUGGAGUUUUACAGAGAGGGAACUUGUAUCUAUAGUUUUAAUCAAAGCUAUGCAUUUCAUACAGCUUUAUCAUUUAAAACAAAACAAAGAAACAAAUUCCUAUGACCGAAUUGCUUGCUUACGGUUCCCUGCAGUAAUUGUAUUUCACCCAGUGUGCAAUUUGUGAAAAUGAACCAAAUGUCAUUACUUUUGUCUUAAAAGAAAAGUCUAUUUCAAGAACCUGAACAGCAAUGUUUUCCUGUACAUGUCACCUUUUGUACAUUUUCGUUAAUCAAAAUGACCUUAUUGGGUUUAUUCCUGGAUAAAUUGCAUUUCAAACUAACUUGAUAGUCAGUGUUUCACAAAAACACCAAAAAAUGUUGAACACUCCAAAUGAUUGGAUUUGUAGUAGCGCAGGAUAUAGUGUGUUAUUUCAUAGCCAAAGAUGCCGCUAGGAACACUGCGGUGGUGUGUCCACAGUUGCUGCUCCUCUGAACGGAGGAGGGUGGAGACACCUGCCGUGGCCAACCGCAACUUAAUUUCACAGGAAGGCCUUGAAAGGAGCAAAUAGUAAUGGAAAGCUAAUCUGGAUCUUUGACUUGAAUCAUUUGGCUUUGCCCCUAGAUUAUGCAGCCAGCAUCUGUGGGCCCAGCCCUGAGCUCGGCCCCACUUGGUUCUUUUCUAAGUCCCAUGGGGAAAGCGUGGGUGCCUUAUGAUGCCUUUUCAAAGCUCUGCCGCUCUGCUGACAGUGAGCUGGAGGUGAAAGGUUUGGCUGACCUAAAAUUUUUCUUAGGGUCAUAAAACUAAUACACAAGAACAUACAACUUUUACUUAAGUUCCUUUGAGACAAAACUCAUUCGGUCAGAAAUAAGCCAUGGUGCAGACCCAGAGUGCUCAAAGGGCAGAGGGAGGGCAGUUUUUGGAGAAUUCUGUCUCAGCCCGAGUUCUGGGGCACACCUCUCAGCUGGGCAGAUGGGAGGGGUCCGAAACACUGCAGAGGCUGCAGCGGGUCCCCAGGGGCCUCAGGGGACAUUUCUGAUGGGAGAGUGACAGCUGCAGUCAGGUAAAACCGGAUUCCCUUCCCAACUGUCCUCCCGAGGCUUCCCCUUUCUUUACUGACCGCCGCCUUUCCUCAUGCCUCUACCUGAGGGGGCCUGGCAGGGAGCUGGAGAGGCCAACGGACAGCCCCUUAGUGUUCAGAGUGCUGUGCUGCAGGUCCGUCACUCGUGACAGGCACGUCCACCCUGACCUUCCUCUGCAGAAGGGCCGGUCCUCGCUGGCCGUCUGGGGCGGCUGCCCCCCCCCUCCCCGGGAUAGUGCUUCGAAUGGACAAAAGCAACCAAAGACUCAUCAUUCCUGGGGCCCCAUUGUUGGCCGUCCCAGCCACGGGUGUGUGGCGUUUGGAGGGAAAUGGCCUCCGUUCCUCAGUAGCGUGUUUGGGUUGCUGCUGAGGACUUCUAGAAGAGUCGCACUGUGGUCACCAGGCACAUCGCUGGUGUAAAGCCUUACCCGAGCAGACAACUAGGUUGAGAUGUCUAGAAAGAUAAAUCCUGUUAUUCUUCUGCAUCUCCCCUAAACAGAUUUAUCUGUGUCUAAACUUCAGCACUCAAAAUUUCAUAUAGAAAUCAACGUGAAAAGAUGUUAGGAAAUUGUGGUUACGACAUCCAGGCUUCUUUCUAGGAGUAGCACUUGGGGUUACUUGCAUGUGCACACACAUGGGGUGACAGGCACGCACACACGGACACACACAGACACCCCUCCCAGAGGGUGCUGGUCACACUCUGCUUUGGGGAGUUCAGGAGACCUUCCCCCCCCCCCCCCCAGGCCCGUUUGGCUGUUGCCCUCUCAGGUGCGUAGCACUCUCAGUCAGUGAAUUCUGGCUCCAUUUGGCACUUGCGCAGGUGGCACCAGGCCUGUGUUACCUGACUCCUAAGCGGCGAGGGGAACCCUGCAGGGUCCAUGGCCGUGCCCAGGGCACCCAGGCUCCCCUCACCCUUCCCCGCUGAGGCUCUGUCUCUUCCACUUCCUCUCUUCCUGUGACGGCAGGGCGUGGGAGCAGCCUCAGUGAGCACAGGGCUAAAGGGUGCCUCACACAAUGGAGGACUUCGGGAGGGGCAAGAAGGAAGUGCCACCAGGGAGCCCUCCCCUCAGCGCUGCCCGCUGCCCUUGGAAGACUACAGACGACCGCCACAUGUCCUCUUUCCUUCAGUUGGAUUCUGUAUACAAGCGGUGGGGAGGACUCUGUCGUUUCUGCUAUUUUACCAGGAUAAAAGAGGAUGACUCCCCUCGUUAGCAGAGUUUGCAGUUGUAACCAUACUCUGCCAGACUUGAAAAAUAACGUGAGUCAGUCUUCAAACACAAAUUAGCCCCAUCAGAUCAUUCCAAGGGAGCUAGUUCACAAGGGAGGGGCUCUGUCUGUCUGCCGCACAGUCGCCUGUGAGUCGUGCAGUCAUCUUAAGUCGGCUGUUUGCUACCUCGCGACUCUGGGCGACUUGGGUUGUAGAGACAGUGGAGUUGCCCCAGGUGCAGAUGAGACUCAGGCCCUGUGACGUCAGAACAUAGUGGGGUGGGUGUUGGUGGGGGCAGGGUUAGCAAAGGCGGGGAAGGCCUCAUCUCCUCCCAGAACCACUAGCAGAGAGGCCUGUGAGCUUCCUCAGUGGCUCACCUCAAGGGCCCUUUGAAUCCCUCUCCCUCCCUCCCCUCGGGCUGAUGAAAGGAGCACCCUUCCCACAGCUGGGAGCUAGACCCCAGGACUGACUGCAGGCGGGGUUGGACAGUGAGUGUGGAGUUAGUCCGUCAGUGUUUGAGUGAAUACAGGACAGAAAACACUCAGAUUGACUAGUGCUACGGAGAAAACGACAGGGUGAUGAGACAGUGGAGGAAAGGCUGCUUUGUCUGGAGGUGGCCAGGGAAGGCCCUGAGAAAGUGGCAUUUGUCCUAAGUCAGAUAAUUGACAGAUAGAUGGCUGUCCCCUGCCACGCACUUGGAGUGUCAGUUCCAAGGCUGCCCUGUUCCAGUUUUAAGCAUACAUUUUGGAGUCAGCUAAAGAAUUUUUAAGAUUUAAAAGAAAACCAAGCUUAGCUGCAGGUAGCGUCCGUAAACCAAGAGAAGAUUCUGACUACCCAUGAAGUUCUCAUUAUUGGCUUCGUUGCCUUCCAUAAAAAAGUAAUCGCUUUUCUAGGUGUUUUCUUCUAGUUUUACAAGUUGUUGGAUACAUAGAGAUCUACUUUUUAUAUAGAUACAUAAAACAUAAUCUUUUAUUCUGCAUGUGGUCUGGCGUUAGUGGGAUGAAAGACUACUUAUGGCUCAUUUUCCCAAAUAGCUUCCCCAUUUUCAUGCACCCAAAGCAAUGUCCCCAAGCGCUGAUGAUCGUGAUAUCUGUUUAUUGAAGACCCUCUGUGUGCCAGGGGCCUGCACCCUGCUGUGCGAGUCACCCCGAGAUGUGCCUCUCUGCCUCCAGUUCACUGUCAGUCCAGUGUUCAGUUCCUUAACUUCCACUCAAGCCGAACACUGUUACUCAAAAGGAAGAAGACUGACGUUUGCUUAAGAUUUUACCUUUAAAAAAGUUCAAGCCUAACGUCCACCUAAAUUAUAACAUUUCUCAGGAAUUAACCCCUUUACAUAACCAAGAUCUCUCUGAAAAGUUAUGUUUGGAUAAGCUUUGAGAUCGAAUUUUCCCACAGUCACGCUCUGCUAAGGAAGAAAAAGUGAAGGACACAAAACUUAGAGCAUGCAGUUCCGCCCCAGGAGUCCCUGACGAGUACAGGAGCUUAAACGGUGGCAGAUGUCCGUUCGGCUGGUGUGGACACAGGAGGAAAUGUAUUCGUGUAGGAUGUGUAUUCUGUGCAGCUCCUCUCAGGCAAGGUAAAAUCGUGCAUGGUUCUUAGAUAGUCUUGGCUUUACAAAAAGGCCUGGAGGGUGCAGUGCCAUCUUGACCCCUUGCUGUUCCAGCAGAUGGGACUCUGGUCCUGCCUGCCUCUAGCUGCAUUGGAAGCAGAAUGUGGCUGAAAUGUAGGGGCGGCUCUCACCCCUUCUCCGCCACAGGCCUCGGGAUGGGAGAGAACAUCUCUUCCACUCCACUCAUUUAAAACGACUCUGCCUCCUGAAAUCCACGCCCUCAGCACAGUCCCUCCAGAUGCGUUUGGAUUAGCAUCAGCCAAGGAGCAGAGAUGGGACUCCACUCAUGAGUCCCAGCCUGAGGCUGUGGGGUCAGCUUCGGGCCGCUCUCAACUCAGAAGCCCCCACGUGUGGACAGUCACACCUGGGAAGAAACUCUGUCCUCCACGGGCGAGGACUGUUGUGCACACUGGUCACUGGGUGGGUGGCGCGGAGCUUGAGAGGUUCAGUUACCAGCUGACCCAUCUGUACACGUUAGCUCGUUUCUGGCCAUGUCUGUCUCGACACAGAAACUUCCCCAGAUCAUGUUUGGGUUUUAAAACCCAUCACUUUGUCACUUCAGUCUCACCAUUUUGUGACUUACCCUGCCUCAUCUUCAACAUGCCAGGCACAGUUUAAUAACAAAUGAUCUCAUGAUUUUGCUUGAUCACAACUGGGGUCAAAGAUGUUUUCAUACCAAAAGGUCACUGAGGACCCAGAUACUUUGCGCUAAAAGGCUUCUCUGAGCACGCUGCAGUUCUCUCUUUCCCAGUAGUAACAUGAUAGGUUCAGUCCUUCAGAGUCCUGACAACUGGAACUGCCAAGUAGCCAACUGCACUGGCUGCUCAGGAGGCCCGAGCUCUUCGGACUGCAGUGUAACGCUGAAGGUCCCCGAGGUCCUUUGUGUCCCACCACACUUGACUUGUGGAUGAAAAGAGAAAGGCUGUGAGCCCAAAUCACCAGUUUGUUCACCUUUUCGUUUAGAGAUGCUUUACUCUGAUCAUGUGCUGUUAGGUGUUAUUUCCAGAAAAUAUAGUUUUGCUUCUUUCUGCAUGAAGGAACCAUCCUGGUGCCACAUGCUUUAACCAGUUUAAACAAGAGAAAGAAGGGGAAAAUGCAAACACCACAUCCGACUUGCCUAACGUAGCCUCGAUUAGAUUGAAGUCCCGAACCUAAUAUGAUGUAUUAUUUUGUAGCAACUCAAACUUUGUAAAUAAAUACCAUUAUUUUUAUACGGAAAUUUUAUAGAAGAGCUAUUUCUGUAUACUUAAUUAUUCCUGGAUUUUCUGAAAUUGCUUCCAGUAGAUAAUGGACAAGUCCUAAGCAGUGUUCCUCUAAGGAUGGUUCAAAGACCACCUGCAGCAGAGUUGACGAGGAGAGUUUUAAAGUUUUGCAUCCCGCCCCAGACACUCAGAAGCUCUGGGAGGGGGGCCUGGGAAGCUGCAUUUUUAAUAAACUCUAAGGGAUGUCUUUUGUCUGUUGAAGUGUGAGUACCUUUGUCCAUCCUGUAAGAUUAAAAGAAGGAAAGGAAAAAAGCAUCUGAAAUGAGUAUAAGUUGUGCUUGGAGAAAAAUGUAUCAGACUGUUCUAAGAUUUGAAUGAGAUGUACUAUAGAAAAAAAUAAAUAAUUUAAAAUAA